CUUGUCACGUUCCUGUUGUCCGCCAGGGGUCUUCGUGUUAUUCUCUCUAGCAGAAUCACAUUAUGCUUGCAGUAAGAAGAAGAGUGGGACUUCCGCUGAGAAACACCGUUAGCAAUCUUCAUAAUCCUUGCAAUGAUUUUUUUUCUGUUCAUGAGAUUGCUAUGAAUUGACACCGACAUUUCGACAGUUAUCCUGUCAAACGUGGAAGUUGGCUGGGAUUUAUCCGAGUGAGGGAUGUGUGCCUCUGGAAAGUAUAGCUCGCGGGGUCCGGCUCUCAUCCCACGGAUGAAGACCAAGCACCGCAUAUACUACAUUACCCUGUUCUCUGUGGUCCUGCUGGGACUCAUCGCCACAGGGAUGUUCCAGUUUUGGCCGCAUUCCAUUGAGUCUACGGCCGACUGGACCUUGGACAAACGCAGUGUCCACGAUGCACCACUGGUGCGCCUCCCUGUGUCUAGUCCAAUACCCGAAAGGGGGGACCUCAGUUGUCGUAUGCAUACUUGUUUUGAUGUUUACAGAUGUGGCUACAACCCUAAGAACCGAAUCAAGGUGUACAUCUACCCGCUCCAGAGGUUAGUGGACGAGGUGGGCGUGCCCAUUAGUAGCACGGGUCUAUCCAGGGAGUAUAACGACCUGCUCAGUGCCAUCUCUGACAGCGACUUUUACACUGACGACGUGACCAGAGCCUGCCUCUUUGUGCCGUCUAUCGAUGUGCUGAACCAGAACUCCCUGCGUAUCAGAGAGACUGCCCAGGCCUUGGCCAUUCUGCCUAGAUGGGACAGGGGAAUGAAUCACCUGCUCUUCAACAUGUUACCCGGAGGGCCUCCAGACUACAACACAGCCUUGGAUGUGCCCAGAGACAGAGCACUGCUAGCCGGUGGGGGAUUCUCCACAUGGACCUACAGACAAGGCUAUGAUGUCAGCAUCCCCGUGUACAGCCCCCUGUCUGCAGAUGUGGAGCUGCCUGAACGACAGCCGGGGCCGCGGCGCUACUUCAUCCUGUCCUCCCAGACGGCCAUCCACAGGGAGUACCGCGGGGAGCUGGAGCGCCUGAAGGAGGAGAACGGCGAGGCGCUGCUCCUGCUGGACAAGUGCAGCAACCUCUCCCAGGGGGCGGCCUCCGUACGCAAGCGCUGCUACAAGAGCCAGGUGUACGACUACCCGCAGGUCCUCCAGGAGUCCUCGUUCUGUGUGGUUCUGCGCGGGGCUAGGCUUGGCCAAGCGACCCUCAGUGACGUACUGCAGGCUGGCUGUGUUCCCGUCGUCUUGGCUGACUCCUACAUCCUGCCCUUCUCAGAGGUCCUGGACUGGAAGAGGGCAUCAGUGGUUAUUCCAGAAGAGAAGUUGCCUGAAAUGUACACCAUUCUGAAGAGCAUUCCUCACAGACAGGUGGAAGAGAUGCAGAGACAGGCUCGAUGGUUCUGGGAUGCCUACUUCAGCUCCAUGAAGGCCAUUGGCAUGACAACCCUUCAGAUCAUCAACGACCGCAUCUAUCCGUAUGCUGCGCACACGUACGAACAGUGGAACAACCCACCUGUGGUGAAGUGGUCCAGUGUCAACAGCCCCCUGUUCCUGCCCCUCAUCCCUCCACGCUCCCCGGGCUUCACAGCAGUGGUGCUGACCUACGACCGCAUCGAGAGCCUGUUCCGGGUCAUCACGGAGAUCUCCAAGGUGCCCAGCUUGGCCAAGCUACUCGUGGUGUGGAACAACCAGAACAAGAGUCCUCCUGAAGAGUCUCUCUGGCCCAAGAUAGCGGUUCCUCUCAAAGUUGUACGCACCAAAGAGAACAAGCUGAGCAACCGUUUCUUCCCCUACGACGAGAUCGAAACGGAGGCCGUGCUGGCCAUCGAUGAUGACAUCAUCAUGCUUACGUCCGACGAACUGCAGUUUGGCUACGAGGUGUGGAGGGAGUUCCCAGACAGGCUGGUGGGGUACCCUGGCCGCCUGCACCUCUGGGACCACGAGAUGGGCAAGUGGAAGUACGAGUCGGAGUGGACCAAUGAGGUCUCCAUGGUUCUCACCGGAGCAGCCUUUUACCACAAGUACUUCAACUAUUUGUACACAUACAAGAUGCCGGGAGACAUCAAGAAUUGGGUGGACGCACACAUGAACUGUGAAGAUAUCGCCAUGAACUUCCUGGUUGCCAACAUCACGGGCAAAGCCCCGAUAAAGGUGACCCCCAGGAAGAAGUUUAAGUGCCCGGAAUGCACUGCCAUUGACGGGCUGUCCCUGGACCAGACGCACAUGGUGGAAAGAUCUGAAUGCAUCAACAAGUUUGCAUCGGUGUUCGGCACGAUGCCUCUGAAGGUGGUGGAGCACCGCGCCGACCCCGUCCUCUACAAGGACGACUUCCCAGAGAAGCUCAAGAGCUUCCCCAACAUCGGCAGCCUCUGAGCCCCCCAGACCCCAAGCCCCCUCCCCUGUAAUCAGAUCCCACCUUGGGGGCUGCACAAGGGUUUUGUCCGUUUGAGAUUGUACUUGCAUAGCUUUGUUUCUAUGAUUUCUGCAUGUUCGACAAUUUUGACUGUAUGAGGCUAUUGAAAGAAAGUGUUUUACUCGAGUUUUUACCGUUACAAAUCUGCUGCAUUGUACUUUGUUUUAUUUAGUUGAGGCCAAGACAUAUUUUUGAAUUUACAUUCUUUUUUUUCUGUUGACAAAGGCUGUUCAUGUGGCUUAAAAGUGGCCCUAAUCAAUCUUUUAUAAAGGUGUGAACAGCACAAAUCUCAUGGAAUCUGAUCUUCUCAAUCCUGUAUUUGGUCCUAAAUCAGAUACAGGUCCGAUGUUUUGCAAUGCGACCUCUGAAUGAACAGUCAUAUCGGAUUCAUGCAACCUUUACCAGCUCUAGAUCUAUAUUUGUCACUAUUCUGCACAUAAUCUGAUCUGAGCAAUAAAUAAAAGACCAAGACCCCUGAAGAAUGGGAUGGUGCUAGAAGACACCAUCCAUGUAGGUAGGCUCUAACCAGUGUAUAGAACACACACACAGACACACACACACACACACACACACACACACACACACACACACACACACACACACACACACACACACACACA
This is a messenger RNA of Gadus morhua (Atlantic cod), 3054 nucleotides long. RefSeq names its product exostosin glycosyltransferase 2 (gene ext2). The transcript is spliced from 15 exons. Gene Ontology annotation, cellular component: membrane. Lineage: Eukaryota; Metazoa; Chordata; Actinopteri; Gadiformes; Gadidae. Gene Ontology annotation, molecular function: glycosyltransferase activity. The record is from RefSeq and is a predicted model, not a curated record. The coding region runs from base 235 to 2394 and encodes 719 amino acids.